AUGCUUGUCCAAAAGAUCGACCAACAUUCACAUAUAAUUUUCUGGCUUUUUUAGAGUUGUGAAAACAUUUUGUUAUUUUUGUUUGCUGGAAGAAUCCAAAGUCAGAGGAAAAUGGGUGUUAGAGAGAAGGAUCCGUUAGCCCAAUUGAGUUUGCCUCCGGGUUUUAGAUUUUACCCGACAGAUGAAGAGCUUCUUGUUCAGUAUCUCUGUCGGAAAGUUGCAGGCUAUCAUUUCUCGCUCCAGGUCAUCGGAGAUAUCGAUCUCUACAAGUUCGAUCCUUGGGAUUUGCCAAGUAAGGCUUUGUUUGGGGAAAAAGAAUGGUAUUUUUUUAGCCCGAGAGAUCGGAAAUAUCCGAACGGGUCAAGACCCAACAGAGUAGCCGGGUCGGGUUACUGGAAGGCGACGGGUACAGACAAGAUCAUUACGGCGGAUGGUCACCGUGUCGGAAUUAAAAAAGCUCUGGUUUUCUACGCCGGAAAAGCUCCAAAAGGCACGAAAACCAACUGGAUAAUGCACGAGUAUCGCUUAAUCGAGCAUUCUCGUAGCCAUGGAAGCUCCAAGUUGGAUGAUUGGGUAUUGUGCCGAAUUUACAAGAAAACGUCAGGAGCUCAGAGACAAGCUGCUCCGGUUCAACCAUGCGCUGAAGAGCAAAGCAUGAACGGUUCGUCGUCGUCUUCUUCGUCACAGCUCGACGACGUUCUCGAUUCGUUCCCGGAGAUGAACGAUCGGUCUUUUAAUCUCCCUCGGAUCAAUUCGCUGAGGACGCUUCUCAACGGGAAUUUCGAUUGGGCAAGCUUGGCAAGUCUUCAUUCCAUCCCGGAAUUAGCUCCGACCAACGGGAAUUACGGAGGUUACGACGCGUUCCGAGCGGCGGAGGGGGAGGCGGAGAGCGGGUUGAGGAACUCGCAGGUGGUGGAUCAGCAGCAGAACUCGAGCGGGAGCGGGUUGACUCAGAGUUUCGGGUACAGCUCGAGCGGGUUGAAUCGCGGGUUCGGUAUUUCGGGUCAAACAUUCGGGUUUAGUCAAUGAGGGAGAUCGCGUAAUUUAAUUACUUUCUAUUUUAAGUAAUUGGGUGACUCAAGAUGGGUGGAAAAAGUUGAAAAGAUUUUUGAGACUUGAGAGGGUAGAGUGGCAGUUGAUGUAAAUAGUAGGGAACUAUAUGGGCCUUUACCGAUUCCGUGAGGCUUAGGAUUCCAGAAAGGGAAAGGGCUUGGAUUAUUUAUCCAAUUUGACGGGCCGCAAAUGUAAUGUUAUUUAAAUUCUUUCUCACGGGAGGAAAACAAAAAUGUUAUUUUGAGAUAUUACAUCUAUCAAAUAAAUGAUUACUGUCU
Messenger RNA from Eutrema salsugineum, 1331 nucleotides. Its product is annotated as NAC domain-containing protein 72. Lineage: Eukaryota; Viridiplantae; Streptophyta; Magnoliopsida; Brassicales; Brassicaceae. Gene Ontology annotation, biological process: regulation of DNA-templated transcription. The transcript has 3 exons. Bases 112 to 1029 code for a protein of 305 amino acids. The record is from RefSeq and is a predicted model, not a curated record. Gene Ontology annotation, molecular function: DNA binding.